AUGAUGCAAAUGGUUAACAUAUUUGGCUAUAAGUCCAGAGACACAGAGGUGCCGAUCUUUGUGAAGACCCUAACUAGCAAGACCAUCACUCUUCAGGUCAAGGCUACCAUCAAAAAUGUCAAAGUCAAAAUCCAAGACAAGGAGGGCAUCCCUCCUGACCAGCAGUGUCUAAUAUUUGAGUACAAACAGUUAAAGGAUGGCCGUUCACUCUCAGACUACAACAUCCAGAAAGAGUCCACCCCGCAUCUGGUGCUGCAUCUGCAUGGUGGUGGCAUUAUUGAGCCUUCCUUGCGCCAGCUCGUCCAGAAGUACAACUGCGACAAGAUGAUCUGCUGUGAGUGUAAUUCUCGCCUGCACCCCUGUGCUGCCAAUUGCCACAAUAAGCGUGGGUACUCCAACAACCUGCGCCCCAAGAAGAAGGACGAAUAA
Messenger RNA from Elephantulus edwardii (Cape elephant shrew), 429 nucleotides. RefSeq names its product ubiquitin-60S ribosomal protein L40-like. The transcript has 2 exons. The record is from RefSeq and is a predicted model, not a curated record. Gene Ontology annotation, molecular function: structural constituent of ribosome; protein tag activity; ubiquitin protein ligase binding. Gene Ontology annotation, cellular component: ribosome; nucleus; cytoplasm. NCBI's taxonomy places the organism in Eukaryota, Metazoa, Chordata, Mammalia, Macroscelidea, Macroscelididae. Bases 1 to 429 code for a protein of 142 amino acids. Gene Ontology annotation, biological process: protein ubiquitination; translation; modification-dependent protein catabolic process.